GCCACUCCUCGGCUAUAAAUUGCUUCUUCUGAUCCUCUUGUUCCCACUUGUGAUCUGCCUUUGAGGAUUUGUUUCGGGGCAGAGCGACACAGACGACAAACAUGAGGACGGUGGCGUGGAAUAUUCUGGUUUUAUGGUUUGCUUUACUUGCUUCAGCUCGAGUACCAAAUAAGUGUUCGGCACCAUCUGAAUACCCGCACACCAGACUGGACAAGAAAUACACCAGCAGACAGAAGUACGGCAUCGGGGAGAAAGCUUAUUAUGCCUGCGCCGAGGACUUCAGUCCAUCUGCAGGGUCCCGAGCGGUACAGUGUACAGUUGGUGGAAAAUGGACCAAACUGACUCUAAAAUGCGAAAAGAAAUCAUGCGGCAAUGCCGGGGAUCUACCUAACGGGCAGUUCCAGUAUGAAGGGAAUUCAUUCCUUGGGGAGAAAGUUUAUGCUACAUGCAAUGAAGGAUACACCCUGAAAGGACUGAACUACAUGAUAUGCAAGAAGUCUGGUUGGACCGGUGAAUUCCCGUCUUGUGAAGAGGAAGCGACCACCUGCUCCACCCCUGCAGUGUCCAACUCUGUGAGCAGCACUGGAGAUGUUUCAGUACACCGGGUGGGAGACAUUGUGACCUUCACCUGCAGUCAGGGUUUCCAGCUGGAUGGAGCUCAGCAGAUCACUUGUGGUCCUGAUGGCCAGUGGCAGCCUCAACCCCCUCGGUGCUUGCCUGCACCGGAUAAAACUCAGUUACUCGAAGAAGAAACAGGUGGAUGUGGCAUACCAGUAACCAGCAAAAACUUCAACGCCAACCUUGCCGACAAGUACAUCACAAUGACAUCUUUUGCUUCUGGUGACAAAGUCCAUUACGUGUGUGAUGUUGGGUACGUUCAAGAGGGCGGCAGCAGAUAUCGCAGGUGCAUCAGGGGAAAGUGGACGCCACUGCUGCUGAAGUGUGGACGAAAGCUAUGUGGCUCUGCAGGGGAGAUAACAAAUGGACAGUUUGCAUAUACUGGAGUUGAGUUUGGAGACACUGCUACAGCUGUCUGUGAUGAGGGGUAUCAUCUUGUGGGACAGGCAACCAGAAACUGCAUGAGUAACGGCUGGGAUGGACGUGUUCCUCUCUGUGAAGCUGCGGUGUGUGCUGAACCUCCAGAAGUGACAAACGCAGAGAUGGAAGGCCGCCAGGAGCCGCCGUACACAUACAGGAGUGUGGUUCGCUAUCACUGUCGUGUGGGAACCCUUACUGGACAAAGGGAGAUUUGGUGUACUGAGGAUGGGACAUGGAGUGCUCCUGCUCCUAAAUGCAAAGAAAUUACUUGCCCAUCUCCAAAUGUGGCUAACGCCUUCUGGACGGGAGGUCAUACUGAGUUGCAUCAGCACAGGAGCACCAUAUCGAUCGAGUGUAACCCAGGCUACAGGAGGGUUGGCAUGAGCACCAUUAGCUGUGGCAGUGAUGGCCAAUGGUUCCCUAGCCUCCCCAAAUGCAUACGCACAUCACGUCGCACCUACUGGAGGAAAUAAUACAUACAUAUAAACGAAAUGUGAAACUACAGUAUUCUGUCCAACCUGGCCGUCCCGUCGGUGGAGGAUGAAAGUAACGGCCUCCUAAGCCAAGCUACACAAUGUCUUCCUUCUGAAAGAAACACUCCUUCUAAAAUCCACCUUUUUAAUAAUGCACUAAUAGCGAUAUAUUUUCUUAUUUGCUCUAAAAAAACUUGUGUAACCUCAUCAUAAAGACAUUAAAAUAUGUUUGAAAUGAA
Molecule: messenger RNA, 1750 nt
Organism: Micropterus dolomieu (smallmouth bass)
Lineage: Eukaryota; Metazoa; Chordata; Actinopteri; Centrarchiformes; Centrarchidae
Product: complement receptor type 1
Exons: 11
Coding region: 102-1511 (469 amino acids)
Source: RefSeq, a predicted model, not a curated record